GGCAGAGUAUGAUUCACUACGGUUCCGCUGCUCACCUGACUGACAGUCACAACUUCCCCAGGAAGUUAUUCCUGCACUGACCGUGGUAUGGACUGCUUAACGUCCUGAGGGAUCAGCCCUGGAAAAUACGAUGUGAAUACCCGUCAUGUUAGUCAAUGGCUGACCAUUUCUACGGUGUGAUGGACGACGCUGAAAUGGAGGUGGAAGCCUCCUCGAUAGGAGAAGCAGUGUCUGCUAGAGGAGAGAAUGAAUAUGUAGAAGAUGAGGAUCUUUUCUACAUCCCUGAGAGGAGACCUUCGCUGGACCUGGGGCCAAGUCCAAUGGAAGCUACCCACUGGCAUCAUGUGGUCCAGGCCUCGCCUCCAGCUCUCAGUUACUGUUCAAUGACAAGUGAGGAGACUUCAGACAACAUGGAGGGCGAGGACAGAUGCUCCACAGGGGUCGAGCUGAACAGAGCAGAUUCAUUUUCCAGCUGCUACUCCUUUGACAGUGACGACUGUGAGAAGAGAAAGCCAAGCGGCCUCACCAGGGAUAAAGCCGAAGAGGAAGCUGCCUCGGAGCUCACGGACACACCUGAGUUAAUGACAGACCCAAAUGAGAUAAGGCAUCCUUCUCUGACAGUGGCAUUCACUUUAAAGGCUAUUUGUAACACCCUUGGGAAGUUGUCAAAAGGUGACAUACAGAAAUUCAAGGGGAUGCUGUGGAAGCGUUACCCACAGUCUUUUAACACUCAUCCACAAAGCAUGGACUUGUUGGACCUCGUGGACCGGCUUCUCGAGUGUUACAGCCUGGAGGUCUCUAUGCAGAUCACCAAAACCCUUCUGCAGGAAAUCGGGUUUAAGAAGUUGGUUAAUUAUCUCCAGACUUUGUGCAUCAGAAAUGAGGUGCGUCAUGAUUUAAGCGACACUCUGAAGAGGAAAUACGGCAAAGCAUGUGAGGAUUUGAACACACAGGGAGAGAGGAGGUCCUUUGAUGACAACUUUGCCAAUCUCUACAUGACCACAACGUGUGACAAUGGUCCGAAUAUAGAACAUGAGGUCUUGACUAUAGAGAAGUUGGACAGCAACCGGGAAGAAGGGAAACUGCUUUCUACAAAGGAUAUUUUGAGCCCUGAGAAGCUGAAGCAGACCAACUUGAAGUCUAUGUUUAUCACAGGAGUGGCUGGGUCAGGGAAGUCUACGGCGAUGAGACGACUGAUCCUGGACUGGAUUGAAGAGCGUUCACAUCAACACGUGUCUUUCCUGUUUCCUUUUACUUUCAGAGAACUCAAACAGUUCGAGGGUUGUAACGUCUCCCUGUUGGAAAUCAUACAAACAGUCUACCCAGAGACAAAAAAACUGAGGGAUGAGGAAUAUAGAUCUGAGGACUGCAAAAUCAUGUUUGUCUUUGACGGACUUGACGAGUACAACGGAAACCUUGACUUUCAGCACACCGAGCUUCUCUGUGACCACACGGAUUCCACCACUCUGAACGUCAUUGUAGUCAACCUCCUCAGAGCGAGGCUUCUCUACCGCGGCCUCUUCAUCGUCACUUCUCGCCCGCUAGUGAAGUGUUGCAUUCCCUGGGAUGCACAUUAUGACGAGAUGGAGCUACGAGGUUUCCGUGAUCCUGAUAAGAACGAGUACUUCCGGAAAAGAUUUCAGGAUCCAGAUCAAGCAGCUCGUGUGAUCGCAUAUAUCGAUUCUCUGAAAACGCUCCGCAUCAUGUGCCACCUGCCCUUGUUUUGCUCGCUUGUGGCUGAUGAAUGCCAGUGCAUCUUUACAAAGCGGGGGACGCAUGCAGAGCUGCCCCGAAGCAUCACCCACAUGUACACAAAGCUGCUGCUAACACUCACACGUCAGCAUCGCAUAUUCAGAGCUCCAGAUCUUGACCCAGAAAGAGAGAGAGACUUCCUCUUAAAACUGGGGAAGUUGGCCUUUAGCAUGUUGGAACGAGGCCAGUUCAAGAUCACAAAGUCUGACUGGAAGGAGGUUGGAAUCAGUGAUGAAGAGGCGGUGACUAACAGCGGGCUUUGCACACAAUACAUCACACAACCAUUUGUGUUGCUGUCGGAGAAAGUCCUCAGCUUCAUCCACCCCACCAUGCAGGAGUAUCUGGCUGCCCUUUACGUGUUUCUCUCCUUCAGAAACCAGGGGAAGAACAUUUUCGAGCAGCCACUGAAACACAGGGUCAGGGGGCUGUUGAAGGGGCACAAGAUGAUGGAGCUGUACAAGAGCGCGUUGGACAGAAGCCUGCAGUGCAAAGAUGGCAAACUGGACAUUUUUAUGCGCUUCCUGUUUGGAAUGGCAACCAAGACCAACAUGGAACUUCUCCAGACGUUCUGCACGUCCCCUGUGAAGUGGCCAACAGUCAUUGAAGAUGUGGCAGCCCUUAUCACAAAGAAGAUCAGAGAAAAUCAUCACCCUGGAAGGACAAGCAACUUACAGUGCUGCCUGGAGGAGCUGGGCAUGUCAGCCACAGAGGCUGCCUCAAGUUGAUCUAAGUCCAUAACCACCGUGUCGAUUUAUUACAAAUAGACUUCCAAUAAUUUCAAAGGCUCACUUUUUAAAAGUGAGCCUAUCGCCAUGGAGAAACAUUUGUCCUUUAUAACAAACAUGUGCACUAAAGAAGCCUUUAAGCAAAACACACCAUGCAUGUGGGAUGUGUAAAGGAAAUUGAGGUUGUGAGUGUGUGUUUGAUUGUGUGUCAUGGGUUGAACAGUUUUAAGUUGUUUAUGAUGAAUGCUUCUAUUUUUUUUAUCUGCGAUAUAUAAUUACUAUUAUUAAAAAAUCUGAUCGCAAUAAUCUGAAUUUGAAUUUGAAUUUCCCUCGGGAUCAAUAAAGUAUCUAUCUAUCUAAUGCUUUAACUGAUUGAUCUGGCUGUGGGAAUCAUGUCCUCAAAUAUCUUGUUUUGUUUACAAACUAUAUUUUGAACUGUCAUUCAUAAAUAUUCUUUUAUACUCUACUUUGUAAAAAAAAAAAAAAAAAAAAA
Messenger RNA from Labrus bergylta (ballan wrasse), 2970 nucleotides. RefSeq names its product NLR family, CARD domain containing 3-like 1 (gene nlrc3l1). NCBI's taxonomy places the organism in Eukaryota, Metazoa, Chordata, Actinopteri, Labriformes, Labridae. The record is from RefSeq and is a predicted model, not a curated record. Gene Ontology annotation, biological process: intracellular signal transduction.